AUGGAAAGCAGAGUAAGACAGAAAGAAGGAAAAGACACCUUUGACACUGUAAAGAUUAAACUCAAUAGAAUCAAGAGAGAGAUGGAGAGUCUUUGGGAUGUGCUGGAAGACAGUGAAAACCAACUGGAAGUGACUCUGAGAAAGAAGCAGGAGCUGAAGACAGAGAUGGCUGGAAUGGAAUACAUGAAAUCUGACUCUGAAAAGCAAAAACAAGACACAGACGUAAGCAUGAAGAUAACACAGUGGGAAACAGAGUUGAAGGGUAAUAUGCAGAGGCAAACACAAGCUAUAGAGAACAUGUUUGCACAGGUCCAGUCUGAACGAGAUGAGAUAGAAAAAAUCAAAUCUAAAAUACAGAGAGAGAAAGAAAACAUUGAGAGAGACAGGCAGUUAGCUAAAGUAGAAAUGGAUGCAAUGAAGUGUAUGAGGGAAAGUACUGAAAGGAAAAAAUGGGAGCUGGACAGCAAGUUAGAAAUGACUAAGAAAGAGAUGAGAGAGAUGGAAGUGAUGCGCACUGAGAUUGAAAUAAAGAAAAAGGACCUGGUAAAAAUGAUAAGAAUGAACAGGAGACAGAAGGAAGAGAUCAGCAAGAUAAAGGAAGAGGUUGAACAUGCUAAACAAGACAUGAAGGAAAGACAAGAUGAGACUAAGGGGCAGAAGUCAAAGCAGGUGCUGGAAGUGAACAUAGAGGGCAGAUUUGAUGAGCAGAAGAUAAGACUUCAACAGGUUGACAGCACCAGAGAAAUAAUACAACAUACAGAAAAUCAGCUUGAGGAAGACAGCAUGGAGACCAAGAACAAAUUGAACAGUGACAUGCAAAGAGUGAUUCUUGAAAUCAAAGAAAUCAGAAAUAUGCUGCACAGUGUAGGAAGCGAUACAGAGCAAAUCAGGAGGGACUUUACAGAAGAAAAGAACCAAAUCAAAUGGAUGACUUUUCAAGCAAAGAAAAUGAGACAGAAGCUUGACCAACAAUUGGAGAAGACCAGGAAAGAGAGGCACGAGCUAGAAAUUAUGAAGAUAAAGAUACAACGAGAAAGGGAGGAGUUUGAACAAAAACUGAAAGAUACAACAACUACAAUUCUGACUAUGGGCGAGAUAAAAGCUAACAUAGAAAAAGCUGCUGUAGAGAUGAACAAUACCCGGGAGGAGAUGAUCCAAGCCCAAGGGAAGAUGGAGAAGAACAAGGAAGAAGUCAAAACAUACACUGUAAUAUACAGAGAACAUGAAAAACAAAGUCUGGAAAAGCAAGAGGUGAUAAGUAUCAGGGAGCACGCUGAAAUGGCACACCAAAGCUCCACAGUCACAGAUUCAAUUGUUGACCUUCAAAACAUCACACAAAAGAUUCAUGUGCAUAUGGAAAUAAUUAAGAAGGAAGUGGGAAUUCUGGAACCUGUCAGUGUUCACUUAUGGACACAGAUAGAAGACCUCAAAGUAAUAAAUGCGGAGAACAGGGCUGUAAGAGACAACAUCAACAGAAUCAAAUCUCAGAUAAUAAUGGACUUUGAAAGAAUUACUAUACCAGCAAAAGCAAAAACAAAUGAAAUGUUCCAAAAUAGGGAUGAUAUCAAAAAACAACAACAGAAGCUUGAAAUUGCACUAGAGAAAGUUAAAAGAGAAAAAAGAGAGAUGGAAGUGUUGAAUUCUGAGUUGGAAAAAAAGAAAAGAGAGAAUAAACACAUGAUCCAAAAAGGGAUUCGAAUAGAGGGGAAAGUGAAAGCCAUGUGGGCUGAGAUCGAAGGAGAAAAAAAUGCCCUGAAGAAGGAGACACAGAGAAGAAAGAAAGAGCUCAACCACCGACUGGAGAGGAUCAUCAGGGAGAGGGAUGAACUAGAGAUAAUGAAGAUGAAACUGCAAAGAGAAAAGGAUGAAAGGAAAGGUGAAAUGAAAAAUUCUAGCAUGUCAACAAUCAAAAAAGUUCAAAUUCAAAAUAAAAGUCUAUGGGAACUCAUUCAGACAUGUUUGCAGAAAGCUAAUCUAAUGACAAAACAUACUAAAGAUAUUAAAGGAGCGAUUGAAGCUAAAAAGAAAAACAUUGAGGCCCAGAUAAAAAUCAUAACCCGGGCAAGAGAAGAAGUGGAAAAAAUAAAGAUAGAGAUUAAAAGGAAACAGGAAAUUAUUGCACGUGAGCAAAGAAAUUUGGAGCAAGUGGAGAUAACUAACAUAAAAAAGGAAAAAUCAAAAGAGUUAAUGAUGAAAGAAAAAGAGCUGGAGAAUAAAGAUCUUGAAAAGCUGAAGGCAAAGCUGAAGCAAGACAGAGAGGAUCUGAACAGAAUGACUGAGCUGUUGAACAAAGAGAAAGUGCACUUGGACCAGAUGAGGUCUGACAUCCAGAGACAAACUGACGUAUUAGAACAAGAGAAACAAGACAUAAAAGUGGCAAGAGACAAGUUGGACAUCACAAAGACUGAGCUGCAAAAGAAGAAGGAAAAUGCAGUCAGUCUGUUUGACGAGAUAAACAGAGAGAAAACCCACGUGAAAAAUCUGACUCUUCGGGUUCGGAGAGAACGAGAUGAACUCGAAAAUGUCAUGAACAUGAUUACCUUCAGACAAAAAGAGCAAGAACUCAAGGAAGACGACAUCAAAAGACAAACACAAGAACUGGAGACCAGUAAGAACAGUGUACUGGCAGAAAGAGAAGAACUGGAACUUUUGAGGAAGGACCUCAACAAGAAAGUAGAAGAGGUGGAAUCAGCCACAAACAGCAUGAGUGGAGAGCGCGAACAACUCACGAAAAUGAAGACUGACCAUGACAAAGGGAGAGAAAUGCUUUUGAAUGAAAAGGACAUAAUGGACAGAGAAAGGGAAGAGCUGAAAAUAAGAGAAGAUCAACUGAUGAGUAAAAUGAAAUCCAUAGAAACUCUGAGAGCAAAACUUCUACAGCAAAAUGUGAAGAUAAGUGAAGGCGUAAAAUACAAGGUGGACAGGUUGAAACAAAACAAUGAGGAUGUGCAAAUGCUGUACACUGUAUUGGAACAAAAGCUUGGAGAACUUGAUAAACAGAAAGAAAGCGUGGCUGGUGACACUGAGAUUUUAGAGAGAGAAAGGGAAAGUCUGCUAAGUAUGCUCUCCGACAUGGACAUCCAGAGAGAACACAUGGAAAAUAUGUGGAAGCAAAAGUUUGAGAUGGAAAAACAAAAUCUUGGAAAACUUAAGGCACAACUGAAGCGAGACAGAGAGGAUCUGAAUAGAAGGAAUGAGCUGUUGAACAAAGAGAAAGUGGACUGUGACCAGAUGCGGUCUGACAUCCAGACACAAACUGACUUAUUAGAACAAGAGAAACAAGACAUAAAAGAGGAAAGAGACAGGUUGGAAUUCACAAAGAUAGAGCUGCAAAAGAAGAAGGAAAACCUUGAAUGUCUGUUUGACGGCAUAUACAGAGAGAAAGCCAACAUUAAAGAUCUAGCCCUUCAUGUUCAGACAAAAAGGGACGAACUUGAGAAAGUCAUUAACAUGAUUGCCUUCAGACGAAAAGAACAAGAGCUCAGGGGAGACGACAUCAAAAGACAAACACAAGAACUGGAGACCAGUAAGAACAGCGCACUGGCAGAAAGACAAGAACUGGAAGUUUUGAAGAAGCAUCUCAACAAGAAGGGGGAAGAGCUUGAAGCUGCCAUGAAUAGCAUCAGUGGAGAGAGAGGACAACUCAGUCAGAUGAAGAUCAGUACUGAGAGGGACAGGGAAAUACUUUUGAAUGAAAAGGACAGACUAGAAAGAGAUCGGUCAGAGCUGAAAAUAAGAAAAGAACAACUCUUGAAUAAAAUGAAAUCAAUAGAAUCUCUGAGGGCAAAACUUCAACACCUGAGUGAAAGGAUGAGUGAAGACAUGAGAGACAAAAUCGCCAGACUGGAGCAAAACAACGACGACAUUCUGAAACUAUUGACUGUAUUGGAGCAAAAGCAUUGGGAUUUGUGUGAAAAGAAAGAAUAUAUGCCACGUUACGCUAAGGCAAUCGAGACUGAAAAGAAAGGUUUGAAGAGUGUUUUGGCCGAAAUUGUCAUCCAGAGACAAGAUAUGGAAAAUCGAAUGAAACAAGAGGCUUUGUUGGGAACGACGGAUCUUGAAAAGCUGAAGGCAGAGCUGAAGCAAGACAGAGAGGAUCUGAACAGAAUGACUGAGCUGUUGAACAAAGAGAAAGUGCACUUGGACCAGAUGAGGUCUGACAUCCAGAGACAAACUGACGUAUUAGAACAAGAGAAACAAGACAUAAAAGUGGCAAGAGACAAGUUGGACAUCACAAAGACUGAGCUGCAAAAGAAGAAGGAAAAUGCAGUCAGUCUGUUUGACGAGAUAAACAGAGAGAAAACCCACGUGAAAAAUCUGACUCUUCGGGUUCGGAGAGAACGAGAUGAACUCGAAAAUGUCAUGAACAUGAUUACCUUCAGACAAAAAGAGCAAGAACUCAAGGAAGACGACAUCAAAAGACAAACACAAGAACUGGAGACCAGUAAGAACAGUGUACUGGCAGAAAGAGAAGAACUGGAACUUUUGAGGAAGGACCUCAACAAGAAAGUAGAAGAGGUGGAAUCAGCCACAAACAGCAUGAGUGGAGAGCGCGAACAACUCACGAAAAUGAAGACUGACCAUGACAAAGGGAGAGAAAUGCUUUUGAAUGAAAAGGACAUAAUGGACAGAGAAAGGGAAGAGCUGAAAAUAAGAGAAGAUCAACUGAUGAGUAAAAUGAAAUCCAUAGAAACUCUGAGAGCAAAACUUCUACAGCAAAAUGUGACGAUAAGUGAAGGCGUAAAAUACAAGGUGGACAGGUUGAGACAAAACAAUGAGGAUGUGCUAAUGCUGUACACUGUAUUGGAACAAAAGCUUGGAGAACUUGAUAAACAGAAAGAAAGCGUGGCUGGUGACACUGAGAUUUUAGAGAGAGAAAGGGAAAGUCUGCUAAGUAUGCUCUCCGACAUGGACAUCCAGAGAGAACACAUGGAAAAUAUGUGGAAGCAAAAGUUUGAGAUGGAAAAACAAAAUCUUGGAAAACUUAAGGCACAACUGAAGCGAGACAGAGAGGAUCUGAAUAGAAGGAAUGAGCUGUUGAACAAAGAGAAAGUGGACUGUGACCAGAUGCGGUCUGACAUCCAGACACAAACUGACUUAUUAGAACAAGAGAAACAAGACAUAAAAGAGGAAAGAGACAGGUUGGAAUUCACAAAGAUAGAGCUGCAAAAGAAGAAGGAAAACCUUGAAUGUCUGUUUGACGGCAUAUACAGAGAGAAAGCCAACAUUAAAGAUCUAGCCCUUCAUGUUCAGACAAAAAGGGACGAACUUGAGAAAGUCAUUAACAUGAUUGCCUUCAGACGAAAAGAACAAGAGCUCAGGGGAGACGACAUCAAAAGACAAACACAAGAACUGGAGACCAGUAAGAACAGCGCACUGGCAGAAAGACAAGAACUGGAAGUUUUGAAGAAGCAUCUCAACAAGAAGGGGGAAGAGCUUGAAGCUGCCAUGAAUAGCAUCAGUGGAGAGAGAGGACAACUCAGUCAGAUGAAGAUCAGUACUGAGAGGGACAGGGAAAUACUUUUGAAUGAAAAGGACAGACUAGAAAGAGAUCGGUCAGAGCUGAAAAUAAGAAAAGAACAACUCUUGAAUAAAAUGAAAUCAAUAGAAUCUCUGAGGGCAAAACUUCAACACCUGAGUGAAAGGAUGAGUGAAGACAUGAGAGACAAAAUCGCCAGACUGGAGCAAAACAACGACGACAUUCUGAAACUAUUGACUGUAUUGGAGCAAAAGCAUUGGGAUUUGUGUGAAAAGAAAGAAUAUAUGCCACGUUACGCUAAGGCAAUCGAGACUGAAAAGAAAGGUUUGAAGAGUGUUUUGGCCGAAAUUGUCAUCCAGAGACAAGAUAUGGAAAAUCGAAUGAAACAAGAGGCUUUGUUGGGAACGACGGAUCUUGAAAAGCUGAAGGCAGAGCUGAAGCAAGACAGAGAGGAUCUGAACAGAAUGACUGAGCUGUUGAACAAAGAGAAAGUGCACUUGGACCAGAUGAGGUCUGACAUCCAGAGACAAACUGACGUAUUAGAACAAGAGAAACAAGACAUAAAAGUGGCAAGAGACAAGUUGGACAUCACAAAGACUGAGCUGCAAAAGAAGAAGGAAAAUGCAGUCAGUCUGUUUGACGAGAUAAACAGAGAGAAAACCCACGUGAAAAAUCUGACUCUUCGGGUUCGGAGAGAACGAGAUGAACUCGAAAAUGUCAUGAACAUGAUUACCUUCAGACAAAAAGAGCAAGAACUCAAGGAAGACGACAUCAAAAGACAAACACAAGAACUGGAGACCAGUAAGAACAGUGUACUGGCAGAAAGAGAAGAACUGGAACUUUUGAGGAAGGACCUCAACAAGAAAGUAGAAGAGGUGGAAUCAGCCACAAACAGCAUGAGUGGAGAGCGCGAACAACUCACGAAAAUGAAGACUGACCAUGACAAAGGGAGAGAAAUGCUUUUGAAUGAAAAGGACAUAAUGGACAGAGAAAGGGAAGAGCUGAAAAUAAGAGAAGAUCAACUGAUGAGUAAAAUGAAAUCCAUAGAAACUCUGAGAGCAAAACUUCUACAGCAAAAUGUGACGAUAAGUGAAGGCGUAAAAUACAAGGUGGACAGGUUGAGACAAAACAAUGAGGAUGUGCUAAUGCUGUACACUGUAUUGGAACAAAAGCUUGGAGAACUUGAUAAACAGAAAGAAAGCGUGGCUGGUGACACUGAGAUUUUAGAGAGAGAAAGGGAAAGUCUGCUAAGUAUGCUCUCCGACAUGGACAUCCAGAGAGAACACAUGGAAAAUAUGUGGAAGCAAAAGUUUGAGAUGGAAAAACAAAAUCUUGGAAAACUUAAGGCACAACUGAAGCGAGACAGAGAGGAUCUGAAUAGAAGGAAUGAGCUGUUGAACAAAGAGAAAGUGGACUGUGACCAGAUGCGGUCUGACAUCCAGACACAAACUGACUUAUUAGAACAAGAGAAACAAGACAUAAAAGAGGAAAGAGACAGGUUGGAAUUCACAAAGAUAGAGCUGCAAAAGAAGAAGGAAAACCUUGAAUGUCUGUUUGACGGCAUAUACAGAGAGAAAGCCAACAUUAAAGAUCUAGCCCUUCAUGUUCAGACAAAAAGGGACGAACUUGAGAAAGUCAUUAACAUGAUUGCCUUCAGACGAAAAGAACAAGAGCUCAGGGGAGACGACAUCAAAAGACAAACACAAGAACUGGAGACCAGUAAGAACAGCGCACUGGCAGAAAGACAAGAACUGGAAGUUUUGAAGAAGCAUCUCAACAAGAAGGGGGAAGAGCUUGAAGCUGCCAUGAAUAGCAUCAGUGGAGAGAGAGGACAACUCAGUCAGAUGAAGAUCAGUACUGAGAGGGACAGGGAAAUACUUUUGAAUGAAAAGGACAGACUAGAAAGAGAUCGGUCAGAGCUGAAAAUAAGAAAAGAACAACUCUUGAAUAAAAUGAAAUCAAUAGAAUCUCUGAGGGCAAAACUUCAACACCUGAGUGAAAGGAUGAGUGAAGACAUGAGAGACAAAAUCGCCAGACUGGAGCAAAACAACGACGACAUUCUGAAACUAUUGACUGUAUUGGAGCAAAAGCAUUGGGAUUUGUGUGAAAAGAAAGAAUAUAUGCCACGUUACGCUAAGGCAAUCGAGACUGAAAAGAAAGGUUUGAAGAGUGUUUUGGCCGAAAUUGUCAUCCAGAGACAAGAUAUGGAAAAUCGAAUGAAACAAGAGGCUUUGUUGGGAACGACGGAUCUUGAAAAGCUGAAGGCAGAGCUGAAGCAAGACAGAGAGGAUCUGAACAGAAUGACUGAGCUGUUGAACAAAGAGAAAGUGCACUUGGACCAGAUGAGGUCUGACAUCCAGAGACAAACUGACGUAUUAGAACAAGAGAAACAAGACAUAAAAGUGGCAAGAGACAAGUUGGACAUCACAAAGACUGAGCUGCAAAAGAAGAAGGAAAAUGCAGUCAGUCUGUUUGACGAGAUAAACAGAGAGAAAACCCACGUGAAAAAUCUGACUCUUCGGGUUCGGAGAGAACGAGAUGAACUCGAAAAUGUCAUGAACAUGAUUACCUUCAGACAAAAAGAGCAAGAACUCAAGGAAGACGACAUCAAAAGACAAACACAAGAACUGGAGACCAGUAAGAACAGUGUACUGGCAGAAAGAGAAGAACUGGAACUUUUGAGGAAGGACCUCAACAAGAAAGUAGAAGAGGUGGAAUCAGCCACAAACAGCAUGAGUGGAGAGCGCGAACAACUCACGAAAAUGAAGACUGACCAUGACAAAGGGAGAGAAAUGCUUUUGAAUGAAAAGGACAUAAUGGACAGAGAAAGGGAAGAGCUGAAAAUAAGAGAAGAUCAACUGAUGAGUAAAAUGAAAUCCAUAGAAACUCUGAGAGCAAAACUUCUACAGCAAAAUGUGACGAUAAGUGAAGGCGUAAAAUACAAGGUGGACAGGUUGAGACAAAACAAUGAGGAUGUGCUAAUGCUGUACACUGUAUUGGAACAAAAGCUUGGAGAACUUGAUAAACAGAAAGAAAGCGUGGCUGGUGACACUGAGAUUUUAGAGAGAGAAAGGGAAAGUCUGCUAAGUAUGCUCUCCGACAUGGACAUCCAGAGAGAACACAUGGAAAAUAUGUGGAAGCAAAAGUUUGAGAUGGAAAAACAAAAUCUUGGAAAACUUAAGGCACAACUGAAGCGAGACAGAGAGGAUCUGAAUAGAAGGAAUGAGCUGUUGAACAAAGAGAAAGUGGACUGUGACCAGAUGCGGUCUGACAUCCAGACACAAACUGACUUAUUAGAACAAGAGAAACAAGACAUAAAAGAGGAAAGAGACAGGUUGGAAUUCACAAAGAUAGAGCUGCAAAAGAAGAAGGAAAACCUUGAAUGUCUGUUUGACGGCAUAUACAGAGAGAAAGCCAACAUUAAAGAUCUAGCCCUUCAUGUUCAGACAAAAAGGGACGAACUUGAGAAAGUCAUUAACAUGAUUGCCUUCAGACGAAAAGAACAAGAGCUCAGGGGAGACGACAUCAAAAGACAAACACAAGAACUGGAGACCAGUAAGAACAGCGCACUGGCAGAAAGACAAGAACUGGAAGUUUUGAAGAAGCAUCUCAACAAGAAGGGGGAAGAGCUUGAAGCUGCCAUGAAUAGCAUCAGUGGAGAGAGAGGACAACUCAGUCAGAUGAAGAUCAGUACUGAGAGGGACAGGGAAAUACUUUUGAAUGAAAAGGACAGACUAGAAAGAGAUCGGUCAGAGCUGAAAAUAAGAAAAGAACAACUCUUGAAUAAAAUGAAAUCAAUAGAAUCUCUGAGGGCAAAACUUCAACACCUGAGUGAAAGGAUGAGUGAAGACAUGAGAGACAAAAUCGCCAGACUGGAGCAAAACAACGACGACAUUCUGAAACUAUUGACUGUAUUGGAGCAAAAGCAUUGGGAUUUGUGUGAAAAGAAAGAAUAUAUGCCACGUUACGCUAAGGCAAUCGAGACUGAAAAGAAAGGUUUGAAGAGUGUUUUGGCCGAAAUUGUCAUCCAGAGACAAGAUAUGGAAAAUCGAAUGAAACAAGAGGCUUUGUUGGGAACGACGGAUCUUGAAAAGCUGAAGGCAGAGCUGAAGCAAGACAGAGAGGAUCUGAACAGAAUGACUGAGCUGUUGAACAAAGAGAAAGUGCACUUGGACCAGAUGAGGUCUGACAUCCAGAGACAAACUGACGUAUUAGAACAAGAGAAACAAGACAUAAAAGUGGCAAGAGACAAGUUGGACAUCACAAAGACUGAGCUGCAAAAGAAGAAGGAAAAUGCAGUCAGUCUGUUUGACGAGAUAAACAGAGAGAAAACCCACGUGAAAAAUCUGACUCUUCGGGUUCGGAGAGAACGAGAUGAACUCGAAAAUGUCAUGAACAUGAUUACCUUCAGACAAAAAGAGCAAGAACUCAAGGAAGACGACAUCAAAAGACAAACACAAGAACUGGAGACCAGUAAGAACAGUGUACUGGCAGAAAGAGAAGAACUGGAACUUUUGAGGAAGGACCUCAACAAGAAAGUAGAAGAGGUGGAAUCAGCCACAAACAGCAUGAGUGGAGAGCGCGAACAACUCACGAAAAUGAAGACUGACCAUGACAAAGGGAGAGAAAUGCUUUUGAAUGAAAAGGACAUAAUGGACAGAGAAAGGGAAGAGCUGAAAAUAAGAGAAGAUCAACUGAUGAGUAAAAUGAAAUCCAUAGAAACUCUGAGAGCAAAACUUCUACAGCAAAAUGUGACGAUAAGUGAAGGCGUAAAAUACAAGGUGGACAGGUUGAGACAAAACAAUGAGGAUGUGCUAAUGCUGUACACUGUAUUGGAACAAAAGCUUGGAGAACUUGAUAAACAGAAAGAAAGCGUGGCUGGUGACACUGAGAUUUUAGAGAGAGAAAGGGAAAGUCUGCUAAGUAUGCUCUCCGACAUGGACAUCCAGAGAGAACACAUGGAAAAUAUGUGGAAGCAAAAGUUUGAGAUGGAAAAACAAAAUCUUGGAAAACUUAAGGCACAACUGAAGCGAGACAGAGAGGAUCUGAAUAGAAGGAAUGAGCUGUUGAACAAAGAGAAAGUGGACUGUGACCAGAUGCGGUCUGACAUCCAGACACAAACUGACUUAUUAGAACAAGAGAAACAAGACAUAAAAGAGGAAAGAGACAGGUUGGAAUUCACAAAGAUAGAGCUGCAAAAGAAGAAGGAAAACCUUGAAUGUCUGUUUGACGGCAUAUACAGAGAGAAAGCCAACAUUAAAGAUCUAGCCCUUCAUGUUCAGACAAAAAGGGACGAACUUGAGAAAGUCAUUAACAUGAUUGCCUUCAGACGAAAAGAACAAGAGCUCAGGGGAGACGACAUCAAAAGACAAACACAAGAACUGGAGACCAGUAAGAACAGCGCACUGGCAGAAAGACAAGAACUGGAAGUUUUGAAGAAGCAUCUCAACAAGAAGGGGGAAGAGCUUGAAGCUGCCAUGAAUAGCAUCAGUGGAGAGAGAGGACAACUCAGUCAGAUGAAGAUCAGUACUGAGAGGGACAGGGAAAUACUUUUGAAUGAAAAGGACAGACUAGAAAGAGAUCGGUCAGAGCUGAAAAUAAGAAAAGAACAACUCUUGAAUAAAAUGAAAUCAAUAGAAUCUCUGAGGGCAAAACUUCAACACCUGAGUGAAAGGAUGAGUGAAGACAUGAGAGACAAAAUCGCCAGACUGGAGCAAAACAACGACGACAUUCUGAAACUAUUGACUGUAUUGGAGCAAAAGCAUUGGGAUUUGUGUGAAAAGAAAGAAUAUAUGCCACGUUACGCUAAGGCAAUCGAGACUGAAAAGAAAGGUUUGAAGAGUGUUUUGGCCGAAAUUGUCAUCCAGAGACAAGAUAUGGAAAAUCGAAUGAAACAAGAGGCUUUGUUGGGAACGACGGAUCUUGAAAAGCUGAAGGCAGAGCUGAAGCAAGACAGAGAGGAUCUGAACAGAAUGACUGAGCUGUUGAACAAAGAGAAAGUGCACUUGGACCAGAUGAGGUCUGACAUCCAGAGACAAACUGACGUAUUAGAACAAGAGAAACAAGACAUAAAAGUGGCAAGAGACAAGUUGGACAUCACAAAGACUGAGCUGCAAAAGAAGAAGGAAAAUGCAGUCAGUCUGUUUGACGAGAUAAACAGAGAGAAAACCCACGUGAAAAAUCUGACUCUUCGGGUUCGGAGAGAACGAGAUGAACUCGAAAAUGUCAUGAACAUGAUUACCUUCAGACAAAAAGAGCAAGAACUCAAGGAAGACGACAUCAAAAGACAAACACAAGAACUGGAGACCAGUAAGAACAGUGUACUGGCAGAAAGAGAAGAACUGGAACUUUUGAGGAAGGACCUCAACAAGAAAGUAGAAGAGGUGGAAUCAGCCACAAACAGCAUGAGUGGAGAGCGCGAACAACUCACGAAAAUGAAGACUGACCAUGACAAAGGGAGAGAAAUGCUUUUGAAUGAAAAGGACAUAAUGGACAGAGAAAGGGAAGAGCUGAAAAUAAGAGAAGAUCAACUGAUGAGUAAAAUGAAAUCCAUAGAAACUCUGAGAGCAAAACUUCUACAGCAAAAUGUGAAGAUAAGUGAAGGCGUAAAAUACAAGGUGGACAGGUUGAGACAAAACAAUGAGGAUGUGCUAAUGCUGUACACUGUAUUGGAACAAAAGCUUGGAGAACUUGAUAAACAGAAAGAAAGCGUGGCUGGUGACACUGAGAUUUUAGAGAGAGAAAGGGAAAGUCUGCUAAGUAUGCUCUCCGACAUGGACAUCCAGAGAGAACACAUGGAAAAUAUGUGGAAGCAAAAGUUUGAGAUGGAAAAACAAAAUCUUGGAAAACUUAAGGCACAACUGAAGCGAGACAGAGAGGAUCUGAAUAGAAGGAAUGAGCUGUUGAACAAAGAGAAAGUGGACUGUGACCAGAUGCGGUCUGACAUCCAGACACAAACUGACUUAUUAGAACAAGAGAAACAAGACAUAAAAGAGGAAAGAGACAGGUUGGAAUUCACAAAGAUAGAGCUGCAAAAGAAGAAGGAAAACCUUGAAUGUCUGUUUGACGGCAUAUACAGAGAGAAAGCCAACAUUAAAGAUCUAGCCCUUCAUGUUCAGACAAAAAGGGACGAACUUGAGAAAGUCAUUAACAUGAUUGCCUUCAGACGAAAAGAACAAGAGCUCAGGGGAGACGACAUCAAAAGACAAACACAAGAACUGGAGACCAGUAAGAACAGCGCACUGGCAGAAAGACAAGAACUGGAAGUUUUGAAGAAGCAUCUCAACAAGAAGGGGGAAGAGCUUGAAGCUGCCAUGAAUAGCAUCAGUGGAGAGAGAGGACAACUCAGUCAGAUGAAGAUCAGUACUGAGAGGGACAGGGAAAUACUUUUGAAUGAAAAGGACAGACUUGAAAGAGAUCGGUCAGAGCUGAAAAUAAGAAAAGAACAACUCUUGAAUAAAAUGAAAUCAAUAGAAUCUCUGAGGGCAAAACUUCAACACCUGAGUGAAAGGAUGAGUGAAGACAUGAGAGACAAAAUCGCCAGACUGGAGCAAAACAACGACGACAUUCUGAAACUAUUGACUGUAUUGGAGCAAAAGCAUUGGGAUUUGUGUGAAAAGAAAGAAUAUAUGCCACGUUACGCUAAGGCAAUCGAGACUGAAAAGAAAGGUUUGAAGAGUGUUUUGGCCGAAAUUGUCAUCCAGAGACAAGAUAUGGAAAAUCGAAUGAAACAAGAGGCUUUGUUGGGAACGACGGAUCUUGAAAAGCUGAAGGCAGAGCUGAAGCAAGACAGAGAGGAUCUGAACAGAAUGACUGAGCUGUUGAACAAAGAGAAAGUGCACUUGGACCAGAUGAGGUCUGACAUCCAGAGACAAACUGACGUAUUAGAACAAGAGAAACAAGACAUAAAAGUGGCAAGAGACAAGUUGGACAUCACAAAGACUGAGCUGCAAAAGAAGAAGGAAAAUGCAGUCAGUCUGUUUGACGAGAUAAACAGAGAGAAAACCCACGUGAAAAAUCUGACUCUUCGGGUUCGGAGAGAACGAGAUGAACUCGAAAAUGUCAUGAACAUGAUUACCUUCAGACAAAAAGAGCAAGAACUCAAGGAAGACGACAUCAAAAGACAAACACAAGAACUGGAGACCAGUAAGAACAGUGUACUGGCAGAAAGAGAAGAACUGGAACUUUUGAGGAAGGACCUCAACAAGAAAGUAGAAGAGGUGGAAUCAGCCACAAACAGCAUGAGUGGAGAGCGCGAACAACUCACGAAAAUGAAGACUGACCAUGACAAAGGGAGAGAAAUGCUUUUGAAUGAAAAGGACAUAAUGGACAGAGAAAGGGAAGAGCUGAAAAUAAGAGAAGAUCAACUGAUGAGUAAAAUGAAAUCCAUAGAAACUCUGAGAGCAAAACUUCUACAGCAAAAUGUGAAGAUAAGUGAAGGCGUAAAAUACAAGGUGGACAGGUUGAGACAAAACAAUGAGGAUGUGCUAAUGCUGUACACUGUAUUGGAACAAAAGCUUGGAGAACUUGAUAAACAGAAAGAAAGCGUGGCUGGUGACGCUGAGAUUUUAGAGAGAGAAAGGGAAAGUCUGCUAAGUAUGCUCUCCGACAUGGACAUCCAGAGAGAACACAUGGAAAAUAUGUGGAAGCAAAAGUUUGAGAUGGAAAAACAAAAUCUUGGAAAACUUAAGGCACAACUGAAGCGAGACAGAGAGGAUCUGAAUAGAAGGAAUGAGCUGUUGAACAAAGAGAAAGUGGACUGUGACCAGAUGCGGUCUGAUAUCCAGACACAAACUGACUUAUUAGAACAAGAGAAACAAGACAUAAAAGAGGAAAGAGACAAAAAGAAGACGAUGGAUGGCAAAUUGUCUGAGCUGGAAAGACAUGACCUACUCACCCAUUUAAUGAACUCCAUAGGAAGUCAAAGAGCAAAAUUGCUGAAUCAAACAAUACAUAUUAGAAACAAUAUGGAGCAAUUAGAACAGAAAACUAUAGACAUAAUUCAGUUAAACUCAAUCUUGGAACACACGUGUGAUGAUCUUGAACAACAGAUAAAUAAGGUCAUUGGCUAUUAUGAGCUCAUGCAACGAGAGAAGAAACAGGUGGUUACAGUGAAGUUUGACAAGGUGGUACAAACCGAUGGUGUCGCAGAAUCGCAGCAGCAGCAAGAUAUCGUAAAACGGGAUUUAAAUAAACUUAAAAAGUGUGAAUCUGAGAAUGACCAGGAUGUUCGGGGGUCAGAUGUCACAAUCCUGACUAAAGAAUUUGUGAAUCAGUGGAAGUUAGAUGAAGAUAAACUUGGUCUUUUCAAAAAGGGUAAAUACCUGAAGACUGAGAGGAAAGGUUUGCUGAUGGUAGUGGAGGGUGAAAAAGUGGAAAAUGAACAGAAACAGAAGCUUGGAACACUGUCUGAGUUAAGUGGCAGACCACAAAUAUUUUACAGGAAAAAAAAUGUCAAAAAGAGAUUGUUUGCGAAAUAUAUGGAAGGAUACUAAAAUGGAACGGAAGGAGAUUGAUCAGACAAAGCGCUGGGGUCAUGAGAUGACAAACAACCUGGAGAAAAAACUAAAGGUCAUCAAUAAGUUUCUUAAGAGGACAUGGUUACAAAAAGAACAGGAACCAUGGGAGAAGGCAAAGCUGGAACAAGGACUAAGUAAGGACACAACAUCUCAAAGUGACCAUGAGAGAGACCGCACAAGCCUUGAUAAAAUAUACACAGAGCUCCAACAACUUAAGCUUCAGAUGCUCAAUGAGAUUGAGAAACUCCACGUCAAAGAAAAAGUGUCUAGGACAACUAGUGACAAAGCUAAUCAAACAUUCAAGGGGGAUACAAUCAUAGGGGAUACAUCAGUGCAGAUAACAGAACAAGCUUCUGCCAAAAUGUAUCAAGGGCAAAUGAAGGUAGAAAAAACUGAAGCAGCUCCAGAGACAACCAGCGGUCUCCUCUUUCAGCUCCGGCAUUACUGCUCUCGCUGCUGCUGUCCUUGCGGUGCCUGCUGUAAAGUGUGUCCAGAGGAGAAAUGAGAGACAUGGGAAUAUCCUUCACCAGUGUGCGCUAAAGAAACAUCUGGUGUUUGUCCUUAGCCCUGGCUCUGUAAAUGGGAAUCAAACAAAGUGUCUCGGACCAAGCCACACAACACUACUCCAGCUGUUCCAGCCAUGAUGUUUGUGUCAGUAACAUUAAAUUAUCAUGAUCAUUCAGCUUACUCGCAAGUUCAAUAAGACAUGCUGUUGUUGUUAUGUUAGCUAUAGCAGCAGGAGAGCUGUGAGUAUAGUAUAGUGAUCUGUAAGAAUAAAAUCAAACUAUUCUUUCGACAAUUUUUAAACCAACAUGACUACUAACAAAAAGCUGUUUUUGGCUUUAUAUUUGUUUGCAUAUGUGAAACUCUUUUAAUUCUUGGUUUGGAAAAUAGCAUUUAAUAGUGUACCUGAACAUGCUUAAUUUUCAGUUUUCAAUUCCUGAUUAAAAUCUCAGUCAUUCAUAUUGUAAUAUUAAAUAUAAUGUAUCCACUUCCACUUAAUUACAUAGAUUCUUAAAUAUUAAAGAAAUGACCAUGGCAAGUUGAAUUCAUUUUUAGUUUUUACUGUUGUUAUGGUUGUUGUUGCUGGUUUGUUUUUCAUUUGUUUACCAUGGUCUGUUAAAAUUAUUUAAGGAAAUUAAAUAAAGUAGUAUUCCCAAAGUAUUCCCAAAUGUAAAAAAAUAAAUAAAAACUGAGAUAUACACUAUAUGAUGAAAUAUUCAAUGCUGAAAUAUAUAAAUGGGGGUCCCCUAGAAAAAUUUGAGCACUAAACACAAUUUCCUGCAUUCUGGGGA
Micropterus salmoides (largemouth bass) is the source of this 16292-nucleotide messenger RNA. RefSeq lists its product as uncharacterized. The coding region runs from base 1 to 14973 and encodes 4990 amino acids. The transcript has 4 exons. Lineage: Eukaryota; Metazoa; Chordata; Actinopteri; Centrarchiformes; Centrarchidae. The record is from RefSeq and is a predicted model, not a curated record.